Molecule: messenger RNA, 2010 nt
Organism: Aureococcus anophagefferens
Lineage: Eukaryota; Pelagophyceae; Pelagomonadales; Pelagomonadaceae
Exons: 2
Molecular function (GO): ATP binding; protein binding; nucleic acid binding
Source: RefSeq, a predicted model, not a curated record
UUCGAGGCCAUGGGCCUCAUGCCCGAGCUGCAGAUGGGCGUGGAAGAAAUCGGCUACCUGCUGCCGACGGAGGUGCAGGACGAGGCCAUCCCUCUCAUCCUCGGCGGCGGCGACGUCAUGGUCGCGGCGCCGACGGGGAGCGGGAAGACGGCGGCCUUCGCGCUGCCGAUCCUCGAGCUCGUCCACGAGAAGCUGCGCGAGGGCGAGCGCACGGGCGGGCCCGCGCGCGCCGCGCCCGCCGCGGCCGCGGGCCCGCCCGCGCUGAGCAGGGAGGACCGCGACCAGACCAUGGCCAUCUCCGACGACGGCGCGACGUGCCAGUCGCGGAGCGAGCGCUGGGCCGGCGCGCGGGCGAACUGCGGCGCCCGGGGCAACGGCGUCGUCUACUACGAGGUCGCGGUCGAGGACGAGGGCCUCGUCCGCGUCGGCUGGUCGACCGUCGCCGCGAGCUACGACCUGGGCACGGACGCCAAGGGCGUCGGCUACGGCGGCACGGCGAAGAAGAGCCACGCGCGGAGCUUCGAGGCCUACGGCGAGACCUACGGCAAGGGCGACGUCGUCGGCUGCUGGCUCGACCUCGACAGCGGGUCGUGCGGCUACACGAAGAACGGCGCGGACCUCGGCGCGGCCUUCGCGCCGCUGCCGGCGAACCUCGCCAAGGAGUGGCUCUACCCCGCCGUGGCCAUGCGCAACGCCCAGUGCUCCGUGAACCUCGGGGCGGCGCCCUUCAAGCACCCGCGCGCCGGCGCCGUCCCUUUCGCGGCCUUCGCCGGCCUCCGCUACGCCGCGCCCAAGGCGACCGCGGGCGCCUUCGAGACGUCGAAAAAGUCGAAGAACGGCGGCCGCGGCGUGUCGGCCAUCGUGCUCGAGCCCGCGCGCGACCUCGCGGAGCAGACGCACCAGUGCUUCGAGGCGUACGCGAAACACGUGACCGGGCCGUCCCUGAACUGCGCGCUGCUCAUCGGCGGCGUCAACACGAAGGCCGCGGAGACGGCGCUGCGCAACGGCGACGUCGACAUCGUCACGGGCACGCCGCUGAAGAUCUGGGAUUUGGUCAAACGGGGCGUCGUCGACUGCGAGAGCAGCUGCCGCUUCUUCGUGCUCGACGAGGCGGACCGCUUCAUCGAGACCGACGACACGGAGACGUGCCUGAACAUCUUCCGCAAGCUGCCCCAGGGCGCGGCGCCGGGCGCCCGCGACAAGCGGCUCCAGGUCUGCUUCUUCUCCGCGACGCUCCACAGCGACGAGGUCAAGCAGCUCGCGGCCAAGGUCUGCGAGUCGCCGACCUGGGUCGAUUUGAAGGGCGAGAGCCACCUGCCGGACACGGUGAAGCACGUCGUGGUCCCCGUGGACCCGACGGGCGCGGACCCGGCGGUCCUGGAGGCCAAGACCUACGAGCCGCCGGCCCACGUGCGCGGCGACGCCAAGAGCACCUACAGCCCCACGCCCGACGCCUGCUCCGAGGUGCUGAAGCUCGCGAAGCCCGCCCUGCUCGUGAAAUUGAUCGACGCGCUGAAGAUGGACCAGGUGCUCGUCUUCUGCCGGACGAACCUCGACUGCGACCUCCUCGAGCGCUACCUCGUCGGCCAGAGCGGGGGGCAGAAAUUCAAGGGCAAGCGCGACAGCGGCAAGGAGGGCGCCUACAGCUGCUGCGUCCUCGCGGGCGCGCGGUCCAUGGACGAGCGGCGGAAGAACUUGGAGGCGUUCAAGGCCGGCGACGUGAAGAUCCUCGUCUGCACGGACGUCGCCGCGCGGGGCAUCGACGUCACGGGCCUGCCCUUCGUCGUGAACAUGACGCUGCCGGACCUGCCGGAGAACUACGUGCACCGCAUCGGCCGCGUCGGGCGCGCGGACAAGGUCGGCCUCGCGAUCUCGCUCGUCGCGACGGCGAAGGAGAAGGUCUGGUUCUGCCAGAAGGGCAAGAAGCCGCCCCAGAAGGACACGCGCCCCUACGACGCCGGCGGCAACUGCGUCUGGUACGACGAGCCGACGCUGCUCGCGGCCGUCGAG